UGUGGUUGUCAGAGCUAACAACACGUGUGAGGUACCUGCUGCCUUUGGUCCCCUCCCUCCCCACCCUGUGACUGUACCUCCAAGACCCAAGACAAAAAAAAAUGUGUUUUUUCUGGAGCCCUUGGCUUCCUGCCUCUUCAAGCCCCCCACUACAUACUCUGAAGCAAUUCUUCCUUUGGUCCCACACACUCCAGUGGCCCCUGUGGGUUACGAUACAAGCAGCAAGGGGGGGUCCGGAUCGUUGGCGGGCACAGUGCUGCUGUGGGGGCCUGGCCCUGGAUGGUCAGCCUGCAGGUCUUUUCCUACCAAACCAGCCAGAGGUUCCACCAGUGCGGUGGCACCCUGAUCAACCCCUCCUGGGUGCUCACUGCUGCGCACUGCUUCAAGACCAGAAAAGAUGUGUACGACUGGAGGGUGAUUCUCGGAGCCAGAGAAAUGGUUUAUGGGACCAACAAGCCAGUGCGGCCGCCCGAGCAGGAGCGGUAUGUGGAGCGGAUCGUCACACACGAGAGAUACGACCCCACAGUCGAGAGCAAUGACAUCGCUCUCCUGAAGAUCACCCCUCCCGUCACGUGUGGGAGCUUCGUCGGAACAGGCUGCCUGCCCCAUUUUAAGGCCGGCACCCCCAAAAUCCCUCAGUCCUGUUGGGUGACUGGCUGGGGCUACAUGAAAGAGAAUGCCCGCAAGGCAGCACCUAUACUGCAGGAGGCGCGCGUGGACCUCAUCGACCUUGAGAUAUGCAACUCCAGCAGGUGGUACAACGGGCGCAUUCGUGUGGGCAACCUGUGUGCUGGGUAUCCUGAGGGCAGCAUUGACACCUGCCAGGGCGACAGCGGAGGGCCACUCAUGUGCAGAGACAGCACCACCAACAUCUUUGUGGUCGUGGGCAUCACGAGCUGGGGGGUAGGCUGUGCCCGAGCCAAGCGGCCCGGGGUCUACACUUCCACCUGGUACUUCUUGAACUGGAUGGCUUCCAAGAUGGGCCUCAACCUCUUGCGCCAGGUGCAGCUGGGUGAGCCAUCCACUUCUCCUGUCAUUCCUGCUGCUCCUGCUUCCCAGGGGAGCUCGGUGAAGGUUCACCGCCCGUCUGCCACCCAGUUGUCUUCUUGGGAUCUCCUGCGUCCUGCCCAAGGACUGACUUCCUUCCGUCCCAGCCAGCCGUCCCACCCAAGCCUGCGCCCCAGGCCCCGACCACCAUCUUCUCAGAUCCAUUCUUUUGCUCCACCCGCUCCCCAGCCUCCUCGGCCAUCUUACAGCAAGCCUCAGCAACCAUCUUACAGCAAGCCUCAGCAGCCAUCUUACAGCAAGCCUCAGCAGCCAUCUUACAACAAGCCUCAGCAGCCAUCUUACAGCAAGCCUCAGCAGCCAUCUUACAGCAAGCCUCAGCAGCCAUCUUACAGCAAGCCUCCCCCGCCAUCUUUCAGCAAACCCUCCCAAACACUUACUUUUGCCAAGCGGCUACAGCAACUCAUAGAGGUCUUGAAGUCAAAAAGCUUUGUUAUCUCAAAGAGUUUUUAUGAAUUAGAGACCACAGAUAUCCCGGAAGUGAUUGCCUCCUCCUGACCUGAUCCCACCUGCAGACUUGGUGAGCCCUUGACUCCUGAAGGAAGAAAUGAAAGAAAGAAAUAUAAAAUAAAAUAAUAUAUAUAUAAUGUACACACACACACAAAGAGAUGCUUUCUAGAUUUCUUUCCUCCCUCUCCCCACUCAACCCCCACCUUCCCUCUGAGAUGGUGGAGCUACUUACACAUUAAUAUCAGUUGAAUGACUU
Molecule: messenger RNA, 1771 nt
Organism: Erinaceus europaeus (western European hedgehog)
Lineage: Eukaryota; Metazoa; Chordata; Mammalia; Eulipotyphla; Erinaceidae
Gene: ACR
Product: acrosin
Exons: 6
Coding region: 280-1563 (427 amino acids)
Biological process (GO): proteolysis; acrosome reaction
Molecular function (GO): serine-type endopeptidase activity
Source: RefSeq, a predicted model, not a curated record